This is a messenger RNA of Suillus plorans, 870 nucleotides long. Its product is annotated as P-loop containing nucleoside triphosphate hydrolase protein. The record is from RefSeq and is a predicted model, not a curated record. NCBI's taxonomy places the organism in Eukaryota, Fungi, Basidiomycota, Agaricomycetes, Boletales, Suillaceae. Bases 1 to 870 code for a protein of 289 amino acids. Gene Ontology annotation, cellular component: mitochondrion. Gene Ontology annotation, biological process: iron-sulfur cluster assembly; mitochondrial respiratory chain complex I assembly. The transcript has 5 exons. Gene Ontology annotation, molecular function: ATP-dependent FeS chaperone activity; 4 iron, 4 sulfur cluster binding; ATP binding.
AUGCCCCGACGCGGCGGGCUGAUCCAAAAACGACAUAUUGAGCAUGCAAAGAAGGUAAUCGUUGUAGCAAGCGGAAAGGGGGGCGUGGGCAAGAGCACAAUAGCAGUAAAUCUUGCUUUUUCCCUUGCAAUGCUGCCUCAUCGACCGCGAGUCGGCAUACUUGACUUGGACAUUUUUGGGCCUUCUAUACCUACAUUGAUGGGACUUCAGCAUUCGGACGACCCACGUUUAACUUCUGCUGGUGCUCUCGUCCCCAUAAUCAAUCAUGGAAUUCCUACCAUGUCUAUGGGUUACCUGGUCCCUCGGCCACCACCCGACUCUACGGAAUUUGAAGGGGCAAUUGUCUGGCGCGGCCUUAUGGUUCAAAAAGCCGUCCAGCAACUCCUCUUCGAUGUUGACUGGCGAGACGCUUGUGGAUCUGGUCCUGGGCUGGACGUACUAAUAAUAGAUAUGCCCCCAGGGACGGGAGAUGUUCCUCUUACACUGGGACAGUUAGUUGUCGUUGACGGCGCAGUCAUCGUUUCAACUCCACAGGACGUCGCACUAACAGAUGUGAGAAGAGGAAUUUCUAUGUUCAAAAAGAUCUCAGUUCCGAUAACAGGCCUCAUCCUUAACCAAGCAUCAUUCCUGUGUCCUUCUUGCAAUACCGCACAUGAGUUAUUUGGAACUUCAACUAAUGCAUCGCGCCUUGGGAUUCCUCUCCUAGCGCAACUCCCUCUUGUUGGGGGCGUGAGCCGUGGUGGAGACCGCGGCAUUCCAUACGUCCUUGAAGGAAAAAAUGGGAGUGACAAGGAUGGCAAGGCGGGAGAGAUAUGGCGAGAUGCGAUGAACGAAGCGGCAAGCAAAAUGUGGGGGUUAGUUCAUAGUUGA